AUGCCAUCCUCAGAAGUCUCGAACAAGGUCUUCAAUGAGGUAACUGCCGGUGUGCUCCAAAUUUUGGCAAGAGCCUUGCAGUUGAGCGAAGGUCCCACUGGCCACCUGAACAUGGCCACAGAGAUGGCAAACAUCAUGACUCUGGCAUUUCAAACUCAUGCACGGUUGGUGACUGAAAUUCCGCUGAUCUUGCUUUCGGCAGCCAUGGAAUUAAUGGAGCAUGUAGAUCGUGUUGGUCAGACAUUGUUUCUUAGUGUCCCGGUGUGGAACAACAUCAAGUCUAACAACUCUCACAUCGAGCGCCAUCAGUUAUAUGGCAAGGCUCACAAGGUAAUUACUGCCUCGGCGCCAGCACCGAUGUCGCAACCUCCAGAUACACCACUGGUCGAGGCGACCACAAAUACACCGGCGGUCCCAUCAGUGGCAGCAAAGUCCGAGCCACUUGGAAGAUCUGUCACGAGGAAGAUGCCGAUAGACUUGUGUCAGGACAGUGACGAAGUCGAAAUCGUUGGGGAUAUCACCCAAAGUGAUGCUCUCCACAAGAGGAAGCGGAGCUCUACUGGUGGAUCUGCAGAGGUCACUGUUUGCUCUGAAGACAAGGUCAUCGUGCCGGCGAUUGUGGACAAAGCUGAGGAUGUCGCUCCGGGCGAUACAAAUACAAUGCCGACUAGACCAAGGCCAAAGCCGAAAAGCAAGCGGGUGGAGAUAGUAGUCUCAUCUGGGUCUGAGGUCCCAAUGGAUAGAAAAGGGAAGGGAAGGGAAGUUAUGUUGCUGUCAGAGACACGCCGGCGGGACCAUGAGCAGAAGAAGUCUAGAGAUGUGAGUUCUGGCAAGCCGCCGAAAAAGGCCUCUGACCAUCCUCCGCUGAUGCAAAACGCUGGUGAUCAAUGGAAACCAUGGUAUGAGGUCCAGAAAAGGUUCAGCACUAGGACUGCUGCACGCGACCGGCAAAAAAGUGAAGCUAUGUUGCUGGAACAAAAGGCAUCGGUCGCCCCUGAGCCUGUGGGUACCAUGAGCACGGCGAUGCAGACUGAUGUCAAUGCUGUAAGCUCCCAAAAUGCCUUGAGUCUUCCUCCUUCUUAUUCGGUAAAGAACACUCCCAUCGCCGCAAUUCCACUCACGCUGCCUCCUCAUCCAACUCAAUCGCUGAAGACAUGGAAAUUGACAUGCCCGGUGACAAGGUUGCAAGGGAUUUUGGCGGUUCAGGACACCAUCAAUAACCUUCAGACUCAGGUGGCUGACAUCCGAACUCAGAAUGCCAAGAUGGCCGAGUUGGUUCAAAUCAUGAACGCCCGCCUUGCUGCUCAGGAUACUGACAUCCGAGCUAUGGAGAAAAUGCGUGCCGAGGUCGCCGGAUUGCAAGAGGAGGUGAAGGCCUUGCAUGCCGAAUCUCAGACUCGUGAGGCUCAGAUCCGGAGCGCCGAUGCAGUGUUGACUGCACAAGGACAUCAUACUGCCGUCCUGAUGGAUGCCUAUGAGUCCAUCUGGCAAUGUGUUGUCCCCAACCCACCCGUUCCUCAUUUUAAUAAUGCUGUGUUAUUCCCUCCUGCCGGUCAUCCAGUCCCAUACAGUCAAGGCAUGAGCGCCGGGCAGGCCCAGGCAAUGGAAUGGCUUUAUUUCAAUUUCACCCCAGGUCCGUCCACCAUCGCAGGUACUUCCAUUCCAAGUAUCUCCGCCGCACACGCCGGACCCUCAGGUUCCCAGAUCACCCGUCCCUCCGGUGAAUCGGCAUCUGGGAAGGGUCCCGCCACCUAA
Messenger RNA from Suillus fuscotomentosus, 1755 nucleotides. RefSeq lists its product as uncharacterized. The record is from RefSeq and is a predicted model, not a curated record. The transcript is spliced from 4 exons. Lineage: Eukaryota; Fungi; Basidiomycota; Agaricomycetes; Boletales; Suillaceae. Bases 1 to 1755 code for a protein of 584 amino acids.